Molecule: messenger RNA, 1261 nt
Organism: Culex pipiens pallens (northern house mosquito)
Lineage: Eukaryota; Metazoa; Arthropoda; Insecta; Diptera; Culicidae
Exons: 2
Coding region: 295-822 (175 amino acids)
Source: RefSeq, a predicted model, not a curated record
UAAAUAAAUUAAUUAAUUAACUGCCGAAAUUAACGAAUUAACUUUUGUUUACGAUCGGAACAUCGCCACCUCUCUUUAUACUACAUUGGUUUGACAGUUUGACAUCGAUCGCGCGUGUUUGUUGUUGUUGUGUUUGGAAAUGUUUUGUCGUGAAAAGAAGGCAAAAAAAGCAACAAAAAAACAUCCGCAAGGCACAGGCAAACCAAAAAAGAGCCACCACCACAAAAGCAAUCUGCGUAGCUUCCUCCUGGACGAUACCGGAGGCAACUCAUCUAGACAAGCUGGCCCGGCAGGAUGAUGCAAAGCAGAGGAUUAUUAAGUUUCGGUGAGAACCCCAUCACUCGCCUGCUACUCGUUCCAGGUGCGCCGGAGCCUGCAGCUGAUGCUGCAAUCUUUGAAGCGGGCUCUCACCAUCGACGCCAACAAACCAUCGCAUCCAGUAAAAUCAACGAAAGCGACAAACUGGUGAUCCACCGCGAAUCAAACUAUUCCGCGGAGCAAAGUCGGCGGGUGGAUUCGGCGAUAACUGGGAGAGGCGUUGGAGAUUUUGAAGGAAAAUGCUCUUCCGUCGAGACUCCCGCCAAGCAGCUGAAAAGGUCGGCCCCGCUGUCGGUCGUGCCAAAUCCACGACAUCCGUUACCAUUACCCGGGGAACAGCAACCGACGACAAAGCUAAAUUUGGACUUUUCCCGUGAUCCGGAAGCGGCGCAUCUGUCCUUGUCCCAGAGUCAAGCUGUACUUCUCGGAGAUUCGAGUGUUUUUUAUGUGCGUAGUGCAAUCAACGAAGUUUUUUUUUACUCGAUCGAUAGUCUGGGCCAAUAAAUUCAGCGAUCUGUAUACGAUUGGAGUGAUCGAGAGUAACAACAUCUGAUGCUACAGUGUGAAUGUUUUCUUUUCAGUUAAUAAAAAAAACGUUCUGAUUUUUAAAACUUUUAUUCGCAUACACCUGCGACCUGCGUUUUGAUGACCUCGUUAGAACCGACGACAGUUUCUCUGGCACGAUGAACUUGUUGGUGGUGACCACUCCAGCUUGACGCAAAUUUGCUUUUCGACGACAUCGGCCGGAAAGACCAUAUCCUCGAAAGUGGUGUCGUACGCGGCGAUCAGAGAGCAGGAACGCGAUCUAUUCUGCUUGUUAAUGGCGGGUAGAAGCUCGAAGGCCGGUGGACCUCGCUGACUGAGUUGAUGUAAGCGUGACAACGACACCGCUAAAGCGUUCGCUGGCGGGAACCGCUUCCAGCAGGCCGCUGGUGAUGGUGAU